CACAGCCAGGCAUGUUGCCUUGUAGCACAGCACUGUAGUAUUUUAUAGACUCUCUGUCAAGCAGCAAACACUGACUGCUCGGUGCUGAAAAGGAAUCAUUUGAAUUGUUCUUCUGGAUCCACUGACAUGAUUAGCCUUGUGGUUACACCUGAGGUGUCCCUGGCAGAUGAGAAUGUAAGGGUCCGUGUAUGUGGUCUCCAGCCUCAACAGCUCAUCACUCUGAGAGCUUGGGUAAAGGAUGAGAAGGGGCAUGUUUUCAGCUCUGUAGCCUUCUACAUCAGUGAUACAGAUGGAGUAGUGGACCUGGAUCAUACACCAGCAGUGGGUGGAAAUUAUAAAGGAAUUUAUCCUAUGGGGCUAUUCUGGGCUCUAAAACCAGUCAACCCUUAUCUAAGAUUAAUAAAACGUGAUGUUAUGGGAAGCCCUUUCUAUAUCAACUUGGAGGUUUACCUCUACCUGAUACUCAGUUCGCCUCCUGAAAACCCUCCAGAAGUCUCUAAAGUUCUGGAGAGAUGGUAUGUGGCACCUGGUGUAAAGAGAAUUCAGAUCAGAGAAGGACGAGUGAGAGGGGCUCUCUUCCUACCUCCAGGAGAUGGUCCGUUUCCAGGAGUCAUCGACAUGUUUGGCGGUAUUGGAGGAUUGUUGGAAUUUCGAAGCAGCCUUCUGGCCAGUCGUGGAUUUGCCUCUCUUGCACUGGCUUAUUUUGCUUAUGAAGAUCUGCCAAACUUCCUAGGACACGUGGAUCUAACCUAUUUUGAAGAAGCUGCAGAGCUUUUGCUUAAGAACCCCAAAGUCUCUGGCGAUGGCGUUGGCGUAGUGGCUAUAUGCAAAGGUGCAGAGAUCGCACUGGCUAUGGCCACUUACCUGCCUCAGGUAAAAGCAACAGUGUGUAUUAAUGGAACUAACGCAAUUAAUGGCAACUCUAUGAGUUACGGUGACGUCUCCCUGUGUGGGAUUCCCUACCACAUAGAAAGAGUUACAGUGACAGACAUAGGCGUCAUGAGUUUAAGUGACACCUUAGCAGACACAAGAGAUCCAGCACAUCAGGACUGUAUACUCCCACUGGAGAAGGCCAGAGGCUCCAUUCUGUUCAUAGUUGGAGAAGAGGAUCAGAAUUACGACAGUUUGAAAUUUGCAAAAGAAGCAUUGGCCAGAGCAAGGAAGCAUGGCAAGAACAAUGUGCACCUGAAGUCUUUCCCAAGAGCUGGUCAUCUCCUGGAACCACCUGGGUCUCCUUUUUGUCCUGUAUCACAGUCCCCUUUUUUCCCACUUCCACUGAUGUGGGGAGGGGAGCUUCUUGCACACUGUAGUGCCCAGGAAAUCAGUUGGAGAGAGAUGCAAGACUUUUUCCGUAAGAACUUAAACAGUUCUAUGCAGAGCAAGUUAUAAACACCAAUUAAUAAUGUGCAGAUAGGAUCUGCAUGAGUGCCCUGACUUUCUUGCCAUUUGAAAAUUGUUGGAACAAAGUAACUGAAUUUUAAAAUGUUGUCCUAUGUUGUAUUGCUUAUUUGUAAUGUUACCAAUCCAAGAGCAGUCAUUUUCAGUGAAGACAGUCUUUCAACAUAUAAAGUGUGCUGCCCCUUUAAGUACAGCAAGUUCAAGGCAGCUAGCAAGACAGAACAUAUAUUAAUAUUAUGAUCAUUUAUUUGUAUAACUCCGCAAAAUUCUGUAGCGCUGGGUACAAAGAUAGGGGUAUACAAUGACAAGGAUUUGUGAUAAAUUACAAAAGAUAACAAACCAAACAAAUCUAGCAGCAGGCGGGCAGCAUCAUAUAAACACACCCAAAGAUAACUCCAUAAAUGGGCAAAGAGAAUAGGAAGUGCUGGGUUUAUCAAGACAGCAGCUGUAUAUAGGUGGAGCUAACAAAGAGACAGAAGUCUCGAAACGUUGCUGUUUGUCCUGCUGUCUCACGAAUAAAUAUCCAUGCUGUCACUACUCUCUGUUUUUUUGAUAUCAUUACCUUGACCUUGGAAGCAGGUCAUUGUGACUUUGCAGGAUAGCACCUGUGUGCUGGACUUUACUCUACUUCUCCUAUAGGUGGAGCUAUAAAGGACAAGGAAACAGAAGAGUUACAACAUUGAGACCUGCCACAGAUCACAGGCCAAGCAACUGCCUAGCAAACUGAGGACCCUAGUUCACCUCCAGUAGACAGUAGAACCUUCCUUUGUGUUCUUGAUGCAGAAAUUGUUUUCCCAUAGAUGAUCCACUAGGAGUUGGCAAUUCUCCAUGUAUUGUCUAAAGCAAUGUUAUUAGUACUGUGUCCUUUGAAUACAUGUCUGUUACACCUUACUGUGUCUGAUGGUUUUUGGUUGUUCAUCAGUACGUCACAAGGCUUUGCAAGCAAGGCAAGCUUCCACCAAUAUUCUUGUGGACCCUUUUGGAAUCGUAUCUUAUCCAUCCUGUGAAUUGUUUCUGCUAGGAUCAUCAUCUCCCUCUGUCCUAGUUUCCAGCAGGGAUUACGAUCUAUCAUUCUUAUCUCAAAUGCAGCAUCAAUUACAAUCACUACAAUGUAUGAUUUCAUUUAAACUACCUGUACGUUUUGAACAUAGUAACUUUGUUCUGAUAAGUUGAAUGUCCAAUCUACUUUUGAUAAAACACUUAAUAAAACGAUUUUUUUAACUA
This is a messenger RNA of Bombina bombina (fire-bellied toad), 2622 nucleotides long. Its product is annotated as acyl-coenzyme A amino acid N-acyltransferase 1. The coding region runs from base 127 to 1389 and encodes 420 amino acids. The record is from RefSeq and is a predicted model, not a curated record. Lineage: Eukaryota; Metazoa; Chordata; Amphibia; Anura; Bombinatoridae. Gene Ontology annotation, biological process: fatty acid metabolic process; acyl-CoA metabolic process. Gene Ontology annotation, molecular function: fatty acyl-CoA hydrolase activity. The transcript is spliced from 4 exons.